This is a messenger RNA of Eimeria necatrix, 4137 nucleotides long. Its product is annotated as transporter, major facilitator family domain containing protein, putative. The record is from RefSeq and is a predicted model, not a curated record. Gene Ontology annotation, biological process: transmembrane transport. Lineage: Eukaryota; Apicomplexa; Conoidasida; Eucoccidiorida; Eimeriidae. Gene Ontology annotation, cellular component: membrane. Gene Ontology annotation, molecular function: transmembrane transporter activity.
AUGUACAGCUCUCUGGUUGCUCUCUCUCUUUCUCCCCCCCGUCGCGCGCUGUCUGUACACCUCAAGCUGCAGCACUGCAGCAGCAGCAGCCAGUUUCUCACUUGGGGGCAGACGGGGCCCUUAAGAGCCCCUGGCGCUGCGGUGUCUGCCCAGGCUGCCUCUGCAGAGACGGGGCGAACGGUCAGCUGCAUCAGCAGCAGCAGAGUAGCCUCGUUAAUCGCAGGAGGAGUGCCAAUAACGGCAGCAGCAAGAGCAGCAGCAGCAGCAGCAACAGUAGCGGCGGAAGCAGCAGCUGCGGCUGCAUCAGGGGCAGCUGCCGCAGCUCCUGCUCCGUCUCUGACUUUUUCCAGUUGUCUUUCUUGUCGCUUUGUCCAUGGAGAUUCGGAACUAGAGUUCUUCUCAACUGCUGCCUGUACACCGCACUGCCCAGAGACCCCGUCGGGCUCGCAGCAGCAACAGCAACAGCAGCAGCAGCAGCAGCAGCAGCAGCAGCAGCAGCAGCAGCAGCAGCAGCAGCAGCAACAUCGGCCGUCGAGAUGGACGGCAGCGUUCAGGGGAGCAACCCCAGUGGCGUCAUUGCUUCUGCUUCAUCAGAAGCAGCAGAGACAGCAGCAACACCAGCAAGCAGCAGCAGCAACAGCAGCAGCAACAGCAGCUGCUGCUGCUGCUUCCGCGAGCAGCUGCCCAGAGCCUACGCAAGCCGACACCGCUUCGGGGGCCCCCAGCAGCCCCAAAAAGGGCCCCCGCAGCAGGGGCCCCUCGAACCCUAGGGGGGCCCCCUGCAGGAAGGGGGCCCCCAGGCAAGGGGCAGAGGCAAUCUCUCAUUUGCUGCCGGAGUCUGAAGCAGCAAUUGCUGCAGCUGGGGGGCCCCCCGAGGGCCCCCUGGGGACCCCUCCAGGGGGGCCCCCAGGGGGGCCCCCUGAGGCACGGCUGAUUACCUCUAGGGAGGACAGCCCCGAGGGGGCCCCUGCAGCGGGGGCCCCCCUGGGGGCCCCUCCGGGGUCCACUGGGGGGGCCCCUCUGGGGGCCCUUCCGGGGGCCCCUGGCGGGGGCGGUGGGGGGGGUUUUGCUGGUGAGGGCCCUGGGAGGGAGUCUUUGGAGUUGAGAAAAGAAGUACAAAUGAGAAAAGAAAUUGAAAUAAAAAUAAAUAAAGAAGAAGACGAGCAGUCUGCUGUCACUACAGCUGACCCCAGCAGUCCCCGAAGCGCCAGCAGCGAAAGCCGCCAGUUAAAUCAUUUUGGAAAAAGUGGCCAAGGGGUGGAGGGGCCCCCAAGGACCCUCGGGGGGCCCCCCCCCGCCCAAAGAGGCAAGCAAGGGGGGCCCCCCGGGGGGCCCCCCAGGGGGCCCCCUUCCCCUUGCUCCUCCCCCCACAAGAAUGCUGGGGGCCCUCCCAGCCCUUUUCAAGGGGGGCUUUUGGCCUCGGAGGCCCUGGGGGCCCCUGGGGCUUGUGGAGCCCCUGGAGAGGCCCCGCGGGCAACUGCUGGGGGGGGCCCCCCGAGGGGGGCCCCCCAGGGCAGCCGCGGCGUUUAUUGGGUAUUUGUUUUGUUUUUUCUUGUUGAAGUUUUCAUCAACUUCGAUGCGGGAGUAGUGCCCGCCAUAUUAUCGACUCUUAAGGCUCAGUUUCAGCUUGACGGGACUACUGAAGGCCUGCUGGGGGCCCUGCCCUACGUAGGCCUGGGCCUCUGCAGCCCUUUCGUGGGCCGCGGGCUCACCCGUUUUUCGCCCAAGUCCUUUUGCCUGCUGACGAUGACAGUCAAUUUGGGAGCCACGGUUAUGUUCGGGGUGGCAGUGCACCGCUGGAUGCUGUAUGUUUCGCGUUUGCUGAUGGGCCUCACUCAAGCUGCCAUCAGCAUCUACACUCCUGUCUGGGUGGACCAUUUCGCCCCUCCUUCUCAGCUCACCCUCUGGAUGGGACUUGCUCAAGGAGGCGUCGUCAUAGGCACCAUGUUGGGCUGCGUGACGGCAGGAGUGUUUGAUGCUGCUGGGAAGUCAGGAUUUGGGGGCCUCCAGUGGCGUCACGCCUUAGCCGUGCAGUUCGUCUGUCUGCUGCUGCUGCUUGUGGGCUGGGCCCUGACGCCGCGCCCGCUGCUGGAGUUUGACCUCACUGCAGCAGCAGCAGCAGAAGACACAGAGCUCGGCUCAGUGGCCUCUUCGAGGGAGGAGGAGGAUGCAGACACGGAGACCGAAACAGAGACAGAAAAGGACAAGGAGGAGCUGCUGGGUUUAGCGUUUGAUGCAGCAACACCAGAGGUGAAGGUAGGCCCUGAGGGGCCCCGAUUGGGGGCCCCCCAGGGCCUACUCCCCUGCUGCCGAAAGCAGCAGGGGCCCCGCUCUCGGCGGUCGCAAAGUGCAUCAGCAGCCCAGAGCCUCAGGAGCAGCGGGGGCGCCAGGAAGGCCGCAGGCUCACCUGGGGGCCCCCCGGCCUCCUCUAGUGCUGCUAGGGGCGUUGGGGAUAAACAAGGAGAAAACAAAAAUGCAGAGACUCAGGGGGCCCCUAGAGCUGCUGGAAAAGAAAAGAAGCAAAUGCAAGCAGCCCAUAGGCAUUCAGAUCUGCCGGAGUACCUAAAAGAUCCUCUUUCGAACUUUCUGCCUCUGGACUUUUUCGCAACCAGCGCAGACCACCGCAGGGUGUCUCGACACCCCGGAGGGGGCCCCCUGCCCCGACGCCUCGAAGGCCGCCACAGCGCCUUCUGCGGCAGCGAGGCCUUCAGGUACACAGGAAGGGCAUUUUCCCCGGGAAGUUGGGGCCCCCGGGGGUUGCCAGUGCAGGGGGGGCACUCAGGGCCCCUGGUGGGUCGGGCCCACUCGGCUGUGGACUCGCGGGAGGGCGAGCGGUGGGCGCCUUUGGCGGGUGCUUUUCGGCCGGAGUUCGCUGCUGCUGGAGCUGCAGCAGCAGCGCCUGUUGUGGGGGCUGCUGCGGCGGGCGCUGCUGCUGCGGGCAGCAGCGCCGCUGCUGGUGCGCCCGGCCCCGAAGGGUUGCAGACCUUUCAGUACCAAAUGACUUUCCUAACCCCCCACCCAACUACUCUUGCUUUUGAGGCUCUUAAUUGGGCCUCAGGCACACAAGACCCAAUGGUUUUGGUGCAGAGAGACCCACGGCAGGCGCAGGCUGCAGAGGCUGCUGAGGGUUUGGGGCCCCCGCAGGGGCCCCCGCAGGGGCCCCCGCAGCAACGCAGAGAUGGAGAGCAUGACAGCAGGGUUGCGCCCGCCGACGCAGCACUGGCAGCUCAAGCAGAUCCUGCAGGAAAGCCCCUCAAGGGGCCCCCAGAGGUGGACCUGGAGUUGAACUGCAGGGAAAUGGCGCAGGCAGCAGCAGCAGAGAAGCAGCAAGUGGAGAUGACAGCGACGUCCAGCCCGCGGAGCGAGGCCAAGACGUACGGGGUGGGGGACUCAGUGCGAAUUUUGUUUUCGAGCCCGCUGUACGUCUGCGUCACUUUUGCCCUUUGCGCUCUUUUCUUCGAAGUGACUGCAAUUCAGUUUUGGUCCAUUUCAUACUUUCACGAGGUCCUACAGUAUCCCACAGCAACUGUGCUGGUGGCCUUCAAUGCCACUGCUGCAACAGCUCCUAUUUUGGGGGUCUUGGGCGGUGGCUGGUUCAUAGAUUUCGUGGGGGGCUACAAGGACGAGCGGGGAAUGCGGCGCACGAUGUCAGUGCUGCUGCUGUGGGCUGUGGGCUGUUUGCUGCUGGGCGUGGGGGCUGGCUGGUCCAACAACUUCUGGUUUAUUGUUUUUUGCAUGUGGUGCAUUCUUUUUCUGGGUGGAGGCAUUUUGCCCGCCGCCACGGGCAUAGUGAUCGCCUCAGUGCCAGUUGAAGUCCGAGCCUUCGGCAGCGGCUUCUGCAUGAUGAUCUACAAUGUCCUGGGGUAUGUCUUGGGCACAUUUCUGCCGGGCAUUCUCAUUGAGGCCGCCAGCCUUCUUUGGGGAAUGAGGGUAAUUUACUUGUGGUCCAUCAACGGCGUUAUUGGCUUUGCAUGCGCCCGCUGCUUCUUAUGGCGCUUGAGAAUCGAACCGAAGUUCAUUUCAGAAGUGCAGGGAGACCCUUGGGUCGAGCACUUGAAGGCAGACAGCCGGCAGGAAGCCAGCGGGGAAGCUGCUGCUAAAAGCAGAUACCGAAGCAGCCAGCUGGGGAACAGCUAG